Pantherophis guttatus is the source of this 1660-nucleotide messenger RNA. Its product is annotated as vomeronasal type-2 receptor 26-like. Gene Ontology annotation, biological process: G protein-coupled receptor signaling pathway. The record is from RefSeq and is a predicted model, not a curated record. Lineage: Eukaryota; Metazoa; Chordata; Lepidosauria; Squamata; Colubridae. Gene Ontology annotation, molecular function: G protein-coupled receptor activity. Gene Ontology annotation, cellular component: plasma membrane.
AUGAACAGUGACCCACGGAAUAUCAACCACAAAUAUUAUCAGUCAGGGGAUGUGAUCAUAGCUGGCAUUAGUUCACAAAGCUUCAUGUUUUCCAAUCCUCUCAACUUUGAUCGCCAUCCCUCUUCUGAAGUCCUUGAUGAUCUCAUAUUUUUGACUCAGACCUACCAGCACAUCUUGGCUCUUGUCUUUGCUGUGAAGGAGAUCAAUGAUGAUACCCAGAUGCUACACAAUAUCUCCUUGGGUUUCAACAUUUAUAAUGCCUACUUCACUGGAAGCUUAACUUAUCUUGCUUCACUGGAGCUCCUCUCCACUUGGGGCAAGUUCAUUCCAAACUAUAAAUGUGAUGCCCAAAGUACCACUGUAGCUGUGAUUGGGGGGCCUGACUCCAAAGCAUGUCUUUUCAUGGCAACCAUUCUCAGCAUCUACAAGUUACCACAGGUUUUGCUAAGAGUUAAAGAAAUUAUGACUUCCCAUUGCACACAGGUUCAGCCUCGUUCUUUGUGUAAUGAACCCUGCCAUAAAGGUCACAGCAAGACCAAGAAGGAAGGGAAGCCAUUUUGUUGUUAUGAUUGCCUUCCAUGCCCAGAAGGAAAAGUGUCAAAUUGGACAGAUAUGGAUUCUUGUUCCCAGUGUCCAGAGGAUCACUAUCCCAGCAAAGCCCAGGAUCAGUGCAUUCCAAAAGAGAUCAGUUUCCUAUCUUUUCAAGAACCUUUGGGGAUCACCUUAGCCAUUGUUACUCUUUUAUUUUCUUCCAUCACAGCUCUGGUCCUUGCAGUCUUUGUCCAACAUAAGAAUACACCCAUUGUCAAGGCCAACAACCAGGGCCUCAGCUAUACCCUCCUGGUCUCCCUUCUGCUUUCCUUUCUCUGCCCUUUGCUUUUCAUUGGUCGGCCUCAGAGGGCAACCUGUCUCCUUCGCCAAACUGCUUUUGGAAUCAUCUUCUCUGUGGCGGUUUCUUGUGUGGUGGCCAAAACCCUCACUGUGGUCCUAGCUUUCAUGGCCACCAGGCCAGAUUCUAAGAUGAGGUCAUGGAUAGGAAACAAGUUGGCCCUCUUUAUGGUACCUUCCUGCUCCCUUGUUCAAAUCACUCUUUGCACUGUGUGGCUGGUGAGCUCUGCUCCCUUCCCAGAUCUUGAUAUGCACUCGCUGCCUACAGAAAUGGUCCUGGAGUGCAAUGAAGGCUCUGCUGCCAUGUUUUAUUGUGUCCUGGGUUUCAUUGGCCUCUUGGCCAUGAUCAGCUUUACAGUGGCUUUCCUUGGCAGGAACCUCCCAAAUAGUUUCAAUGAAGCCAAAUUUAUCACGCUCAGCAUGCUUCUCUUUUGCAGUGUCUGGAUCUCUUUUGUUCCAGCCUACCAGAGUACCAAAGGGAAAUACACGGUGGCUGUGGAGAUCUUCUCCAUUUUAGCCUCAAGUGCUGGAUUACUGAUCCUCAUUUUCUCUCCCAAAGUUUACAUCAUAUUGAUAAGACCUGAGCUGAAUAACAGGCAACAACUCAUAAGAAAAACCCUCAUAAAAUGAUUCAUGGAAAUUAGUCUGCUAUACAAUGGGAUUUAUAUGAGUGACAAAACCACUCUAGGGUUGAAUUGAUAGCUACCUUAAAGCUUUUUAAAACAGAAUGGCUGGGUUUAAGUGUAAUAAUAAAAUAUAUAAUGUUCUCUCU